Cynoglossus semilaevis (tongue sole) is the source of this 3435-nucleotide messenger RNA. Its product is annotated as cingulin-like protein 1. NCBI's taxonomy places the organism in Eukaryota, Metazoa, Chordata, Actinopteri, Pleuronectiformes, Cynoglossidae. The transcript has 12 exons. Bases 127 to 1296 code for a protein of 389 amino acids. The record is from RefSeq and is a predicted model, not a curated record.
UAUCGCUGUUUCCACGUUCAGAACGGUGGCUGCCAUUGCUUUACGGCAACUGUGUCAACACGAGCAGUUGCAUUGUGGGAUAGGAAUUCUUUCCGGGUCUUCCGUGUCAGAAAUCUCCCCGUAGACAUGAACUGGGACAAUCAACUGAACUCAAUUCUAUCUGUAGCAGACGGCAGCGUUGCAAAGAUGAGGGAGAGACUAAAGUCACCAGGAAAAAUUUCCAGAGUAGGAGAAGCUACGGAGAGAGCUCAGGAUUCCGGCCACCCUACUCAUCUGACUCGAGCUGCACAUCACUGGCCAGAUUACCAGUCAAUAGGUUCUUCUGUGCAAAUGACAGAUCUGGCUUCCAUCCAGUCACAACUCCAGAUACAGAGUCAAGCUAUUGAGUCUCUAACGCAGAAAGUUCAUGACAUGGAACGAGCACACCAUUCGCAACAGUUUCACAUCGAGACACUACAAGAGGAGGUUCGAAGGCUACGUGCGGAGUUGGGGGAGAGAGAAAGGGAAAGGAGGGAAUUAAAGGGAAUACAAAGUCCAGGAACAGAGAGGAGGAUGGAGCAGUGGAGGAGAGAGAUCGGAGAGGAGCUGAACAGUCUGCGAGGGCACAUCACCAGAGCUUCAUCGCUAGGAAACCUGGAGGAGAGUUUUAGCUCAAAGCUUCGCAAAAAAGAGUUGGAAAAUCUACAAAGAGACGUGAAUCAACUGAAAACACGGUUGAGGCAACAAGAGGAGGAUGCGAUGCUGCAGCAGGCGGAGGCCAGAGAGACGAGGAGACGAUGCGAACGCAGCUUCAAGACUCUGGAGGAACUGACACAGAGUUACAGAAACCACAGUGCAGAUCUGGCACAAACUAUGUCGCAGUAUUCACACACACAGAAAGAGGUUUGCCUGAUCAGAAAUGCAGUGUCAGAAGUGAAAGACAAGCUAAGAAGUAUUCUUGGAGAACGUCAGCAGAUACCACUGUCAACAACACACACACCAGGUGUGUCACCUAUUCCACCACCUAGUGGCAUCAGUAAAGGACUCCGAGCUGUAGACUCCGACUCUGACGACUUCAGCCUAACUCCGAGCCUGGCUGAGAUCAGCUCAGACGAUCUGUCAUGGUCGGAUGACAAAGACUUAGAUCUUUCCCAGAGGCCACUCGUGCUCCUCGACGUCCAUUGCCGACAGAGUGACUUUACAUGUCCAAGAUCUGAUCUGGUAGAUAUUGAUGAUGAUGAUGAUGAUGAUGAUGAUGACAGAAAUCUAUUCAAAGAUCUGGAUUCGGGUUCCGACCUAAGCCUAAAUGACCUUUGAUCUGUUCAUGAGGUGAAUUAUCAGUGAUGUAUUAACACCUUAAACUGAUUUUAGUCUAGUUUUAAUCUGGAUUAGGUGAUGUUUAUAAGCGUUAUUUCCGAACAUACUUUGCACUAUUUGAAAGUACUUUUUAAAAAAUGUGAAAUUAACCAUUUCUGUGUGGUCUCCACCUGUCUUGUAUUAAUGUCUAAAACAGUAACAAUCAGUGCUACCUUCAACUCACUCUUUUAAAACCAAGGCUUAUUUUUAUCCCUUAAUAAAUCAUUACAAUGUAAGGGGUGUCAAACAUACGGGUCCCGUGCCAAAACCGUGCCGCUUGAUGAAUUUUAAAAAUUAAAACAUUACACACUUUAUGUUCAGGAAAUGAUAUAUCUAUAUAUUGAUAUAUAUUUAAUGUACAUUUCUGCAUAAAAACAACGGGGAAGAAUACAGUCCUUUUGUCAGUUAUAGAUAAUUAUGUUGUGAUUUUACUGGUCCGACCUGCUGGAAAUCUUAUUAGUUGUAUGCAGCCCAUGAACCAAAAUGAGUUUGACAGCCCUGCAUUACAUAGUCCUUUACUGGAGACACCAAUACUUAAUGUAUAUUGUGUGGGAGUAAAAGUGGUCAUGAAUUGGGCUGUGGACACUUAAGAUUUCCCCUGUUCCAGGUUUUAUGUUUGGACCAAUCCACUAGGGGUAGAGAUAACAUUGGUUCCUCAUAACAUCAAGUCUUGUCCCAACAAAGUCAAAGAGCAGAGCUGUGAUGUCAGGACUGAGUGUUGGUUUUCUGUAACUGUUUAACCUGUUGCUUACACAGUAUGCUUUACUAAUACAAACUGAUUCAUUACACUUGUAUCAGUAUUUCUAUUAGUAAAGUAGUUUCGUCAUUGUCGGAGCGUGUGUGUGUGUGUAAUCGUUUAGGGGUGUGGCCUGGUGGAGAUGUCAUCUGCCGUUCGCUGGUGAAGUGACGCAAGUUCCCGUCCUCUUGGUCUUUUCUUUGUCCACUGGUCGUUCUGGACACAGUAUAAGCAUUCAUCUGGUUCAGUAUGGCGCCUGGAGAGAUUGUGUUGUGGAGUGAGAGCCUCAGGAGUACUGUAGUUGAGGAAGGACAGCCAUGUGAGCCAUCGUAAGAUAUUUACUCUAUGUCUUCGGCGUGGACAGCACUAGACUCAGCAGAUUGUCUUGGUUUUGUGUUGUCCAGGCGGAAACCUCACAGAGGACAUUCCCAGGGCUCUUCCAGCCUCUUGACCUGUGACUUCUAUUAUUAGGAAGUUUUCAUUGGCAGUGGAAUGUAAAGAGGCUGCUCCUCAACGCUGCUCCUCAAUGCUGGUCAUAAAAUAAGUUUGCCAUUGCCCUUAUGAAAGGACUAGUUGUCCUCGAUGUUGUUGACCUGACUUUGCCCCCUAAGAUAGCAUCAACGUUAUGCAUUUGUACUGAUAGCUUUAGAGUGGGUGUCAGCCCUGGGGGGGCUUAUCAUCUUCAGUGCCUACACAUUUUGUAGUUCCCACAAUUUCUUUUUUCUUAGUAGAGGCAUCCACAUUCUGUUUCUGGGGAGUUCAAAUCAGGGACACGGUGUGACACUUUUUGGCGUGGUGGUUUGAAGGACUGGACAGAACACUCAAGUGUUCUGAAAUGUAUUUUUUUUUUCUGUAAAUAAUUUAUCUUUGUUCAUCUUGCAGAGAAAUUACAUACUAUUUCACUCAGUGGCAGCAGACGGCUAUAAUAACCAAAAGAUAAAUAAAAAAAUGAAACAAAAGAUAGAAAGAAUGAGUGGCAGUGAAGAAGAUCUUUGUCUUUCUUCAAUUCCUUUCAGUACGUUGGAUUUGUGUUCAAUUAAACAGGCCAAGGUUUAAUACUGAGUCAGUAAAUUGUGGGCAAAUUGAAAGUAGAAAUUGUAUUUCAUAUGUGUACAUAUAUAUUCAAAUAAUAUAUUCAAAUAUAUUCUCUUUGUAGAACGUAUUAAAUGUAUUUACUACAUGAAAUGCUAUCUUCUGGUUAAAUUGACCAUAGGUGAGAAUGAGUGUAAAUAGUUGGAUAGUUGGAUUCUGGAAGGAAUCUGAAGAGCGCUCGUGUUUUGUUUCUCCAUAAUACAGUUAGAGGAAUCAAAAAGCCAUUGAAAAGGUGAGGACAUCCCCUCACCUCCACCCUCGUCUCACUGUGU